Choloepus didactylus (southern two-toed sloth) is the source of this 4990-nucleotide messenger RNA. It is a transcript of the gene SLITRK2, whose product is annotated as SLIT and NTRK like family member 2. The coding region runs from base 1593 to 4127 and encodes 844 amino acids. Gene Ontology annotation, molecular function: protein binding. The record is from RefSeq and is a predicted model, not a curated record. The transcript is spliced from 2 exons. Lineage: Eukaryota; Metazoa; Chordata; Mammalia; Pilosa; Megalonychidae. Gene Ontology annotation, cellular component: glutamatergic synapse; membrane. Gene Ontology annotation, biological process: regulation of presynapse assembly; positive regulation of synapse assembly; axonogenesis.
AUUAUUCACACCUGGCAAAUGGACUCCACACUGGGAUAAGAUCAUUAAGGAGAACCGGGAUAAUGAAGGGGAAACCCAACACCUGGUCCUUAAUAAUGCUUUGGAAAGGCUAUUUCAAUCCAAACGGAAAGUCAGGGCUGAGAAGGCCCAUGGAGUCCACCCCCUCCUUUUACAAAUGGAGACAGGAAGUUCCAGAGAGAAGUGACAGAGAUGGCCACAGCUAGAUCAGAAUCCAGGUCCCCUGGGUCUUGGGUGCCCUUCAAACCUCUCUUUUCUCUGGAGUCAGCCGUCCUCCGCUGCCAGCCCUGUUCUCCUUCCCUGUCCCUGAAGCCUGAAGGGCUCAGCUGCCCUGGGCUCCCAGUCCCAGCAGAGGCUCAGCCUGGGGGAUGUCUUUCUGACACCCACUCCCCUUGGCUUUCCUCCAGGCAAAAUUCCAGGCAAAAAGCACACGUUUAAACCUCAUUAUCUGGCCAAUGUAUAAACGUCCAGGGAAGAGAGGUUUGUUUCUGUUUAUCUCAGCCUAUCAGCUAAGGUGAAGCUGGCUUUCAGAGUCCAGUCAAAUGCUGGUCACCACCAGAAAGUAAUUCUCUAGGCCCUGAAACAAAGCUCUGCAUGUAAAGGAUACAUCAUCCCCUAGGAAAACUCCUCACCCUUCUACACAGACACACAGGCAGGCGCGCACACUCCCCACUCUGGCACCGAGAGAAGCUGAGCUAGGAGGCUGACAUGCGGGCCCAGGCCUGCAGCGCGCACACGCACAUACACAAACACCCUUACUGGAAGGGUCUGGACCCCUGCUUGGGAAUUUGGAAUGAGAUCCUUCUGGACUGGCCAGGUCACUCACUGCUCCCCACGCAGCGUGCAAGUGGGGUGGGGUGGGGGAAGAGAUCACCCAGAGGGGCCCGAGGAGACCCGCCGGUGCCAGCCCCUUCGCAGGGGCCCCUCCUCGAGAACCCCUUUCCAGGAGCUUUGCCCGCCGGGUUGGAGGUGGAGGAGUUCAAAAUCAACUGACGCAGCCCAGAAUUGAGCUUUGCAAAGCCACUCGCCGGGGAGGGGAGCAUCUGCCCCUCCCCUUCCCGCCGCGCGCCCUCCGUCCUCUGCCUGCCGCCUCCCCUUGUGACGUCACCCCAGCCCUGUCCCGGGGAGCCUUCAAAGCCUCUCAAAUUCAAACUGCCGGGCGCACUGACAGCCGCCGCCACCACCACCACCGGACUGGAAGCGCGCGCGUCGAAGCUCCGCCGUCGCUGUCGCCCACCGCCCAGGCCCGCCAGCCCCCCGACCCACUACGCAAUCGCACCCCGGGUCCCCGGCGGGGCAGCUCAGCUUCCCGCCGCUCUAACCCUCCCCUUCCUCUCCUGCCGCCUGCCGGAUUUCUCAUUUCUGCGCACCCCUCUCCCAAUCAAAUUCAACCAACCAACCAACAAAAAAGCAGGGCAUCCCCCCACCCCCUGGAAGCGGCGUCUUCCUUUACCUUGCUCUCCCUCUCUCUCCGAAGAUGCUAAACUCUUGGUGGACUGCAAAGGAGGGGGGUCCUGUCUUCUCCUGAUGUGUUUGCCUGUAGGUACCUGAGCUGAGACCGACGGUGCCUAAAGAUGCUGAGCGGCGUUUGGUUCCUCAGUGUGUUAACCGUGGCCGGGGUCUUACAGACAGAGAGUCGCAAAACUGCCAAAGACAUUUGCAAGAUCCGCUGCCUGUGCGAGGAGAAGGAAAACGUUCUGAAUAUUAACUGUGAAAACAAAGGAUUUACAACUGUCAGCCUGCUCCAGCCCCCCCAGUAUCGAAUCUAUCAACUGUUCCUCAAUGGGAACCUCCUGACCAGACUGUACCCGAACGAGUUCGUCAAUUACUCCAACGCAGUGACCCUCCACCUGGGUAACAACGGGCUGCAGGAGAUCCGCACGGGGGCCUUCAGCGGCCUGAAAACCCUCAAGAGACUGCACCUCAACAACAACAAACUUGAGGUGUUCCGGGAGGACACCUUCCUGGGCCUGGAGAGCCUUGAGUACCUCCAGGCUGACUAUAAUUACAUCAGUGCCAUCGAGGCAGGGGCCUUCAGCAAGCUUAACAAGCUUAAAGUACUCAUCCUGAAUGACAACCUUCUGCUGUCGCUGCCCAGCAAUGUGUUCCGCUUUGUCCUGCUGACCCACUUAGACCUGAGGGGCAACAGGCUGAAAGUGAUGCCUUUUGCCGGCGUCCUUGAACAUAUCGGCAGGAUCAUGGAGAUUCAGCUGGAGGAAAACCCGUGGAAUUGCACUUGUGAUUUACUUCCACUCAAGGCCUGGCUGGACACAAUAACAGUUUUCGUGGGGGAGAUUGUGUGUGAAACUCCCUUUAGACUGCAUGGGAAAGAUGUGACCCAACUGACCAGGCAAGACCUCUGUCCCAGAAGAAGCGCCGGAGACCCGGGUCAGAGGGGCGGCCACGCUGACACACAGGUCCAGAGGCUGUCGCCUACAAUGAACCCUGCCCUCAACCUGACCCGGGCUCCCAAAGCCAGCCGGCCACCCAAAACGAGAAACCGUCCCACCCCCCGGGUCACUGUGUCUAAGGACAGGCAGAGCUUUGGACCGAUCAUGGUGUACCAGACCAAGUCCCCUGUGCCCCUUACCUGCCCCAGUAGCUGUGUCUGCACCUCUCAGAGCUCAGACAAUGGUCUAAAUGUGAACUGCCAAGAGAGGAAGUUCACCAAUAUCUCUGACUUGCAGCCCAGACCUACCAGUCCAAAGAAACUCUACCUAACAGGGAACUAUCUCCAGACUGUCUAUAAGAAUGACCUCUUAGAAUACAGUUCUUUGGAUUUGUUGCACUUAGGGAACAAUAGAAUUGCGGUCAUUCAGGAAGGUGCCUUCACAAACCUGACCAGUUUGCGCCGACUUUAUCUGAACGGCAAUUACCUUGAAGUGCUGUAUCCUUCUAUGUUUGAUGGACUGCAGAGCUUGCAGUAUCUCUAUUUAGAGUAUAAUGUCAUUAAGGAAAUUAAGCCGCUUACCUUUGAUGCUUUGAUUAACCUACAGCUACUGUUUCUGAAUAACAACCUGCUGCGGUCUCUACCUGAUAAUAUAUUUGGGGGCACAGCCCUCACCAGGCUGAAUCUGAGAAACAACCAUUUUUCUUACUUGCCUGUGAAAGGGGUUCUGGAUCAGCUUCCGGCUUUUAUCCAGAUUGAUCUGCAAGAGAACCCAUGGGACUGCACCUGUGACAUCAUGGGGCUAAAGGACUGGACAGAACAUGCCAAUUCCCCUGUCAUCAUCAAUGAGGUGACCUGUGAAUCUCCCGCCAAGCAUGCAGGGGAAAUCCUGAAGUUUCUGGGGAGGGAAGCUAUUUGUCCCAACAGUCCAAACUUGGCAGAUGGAACCACUCUGUCAAUGAAUCACAACACAGACACACCCCGGUCACUCAGUGUGUCUCCCAGUUCUCAUCCGGAACUACACACUGAAGUUCCACUUUCUGUCUUAAUUUUAGGAUUGCUAGUUGUCUUUAUCUUAUCUGUCUGCUUUGGGGCCGGUUUGUUCGUCUUUGUCCUGAAACGCCGCAAGGGAGUGCCAAGUGUCCCCAGGAGUGCCAACAAUUUAGAUGUAAGUUCCUUCCAAUUACAGUAUGGGUCUUACAACACCGAGACUCAUGAUAAAACGGAUGGCCACGUCUAUAACUAUAUCCCCCCACCGGUGGGCCAGAUGUGCCAAAACCCCAUCUACAUGCAGAAGGAAGGAGACCCAGUAGCCUAUUACCGAAACCUGCAAGAGUUCAGCUAUGGCAACCUGGAGAAAAAAGAAGAGCCAGCCCCACUGGCUUAUACUAUAAGUGCCACUGAGCUGCUAGAAAAGCAGGCCACCCCAAGAGAGCCCGAGCUGCUGUAUCAGAAUAUUGCUGAGCGAGUCAAGGAACUCCCCAGUGCAGGACUAGUCCACUAUAAAUUUUGUACCUUACCUAAAAGGCAGUUCACCCCUUCAUAUGAAUCUCGACGCCAAAACCAGGACAGAAUGAAUAAAACCGUUUUAUAUGGAACUCCCAGGAAAUGCUUUGUGGGGCAGUCAAAACCCGACCACCCUUUACUGCAAGCUAAGCCGCAAUCAGAACCAGACUACCUCGAAGUUCUGGAAAAAAAAACUGCAAUCAGUCAGCUGUGAAGGGAAAUCAUUUACAACCCUAUGGCAUCAAAGGAUGCUGCUCCAAACUGUCAGAAGCACUGCAUUUGCUUGUGUUUGUGUUCUCUUUCCCAGCAUUAAUGGGGGACUUUGAAAAUGUUUGGGGGAUAGGAUAAAGCAAAGAUACUGCUUUUGCCAGUUUUCCUUUAAAUUAUUUCUCUCUCACUUUCUCCUCCUCCCCCAUACCUUUUUUUUUUUCCUUCUUCCUCCUCUCUUAGGAACCAUCAGUGAACAUGACUGUUUCUGCAAUGCAUUUUUGUCAUGUAUUUUAUGGUUUGGUUUCUGUUUUUCUUCUUUUCAACCAAUGUGGAAAUGGAAAGAGGAGAUGAUAGUGAAUGAAGAAUAGGCAAACUUUUCAAAUGAAAAAUAGAUAUUUAGUGUAUUUUGUAGAAGAUCUCCAAAGAUCUUUUGGGACUAUAACUUCUUUUGUAAAUAAUGAUAUAUGGUAUUUCAUCUUCAGUUACCUAGUAUAGCCACUGGGCAUCACUUCUUUGUGUUAAGUGCCUUUGCACUUUAAGUACAUUACUUAAAUGUUGCUUUUAGCUUUGAUAAAUUGAACAUAUUUUAAUGUGUUGUAUUUUUGAAAUUUAAGACACUGUAAAAUAGAUCAAUAUGUCAGCUAUAUUAAAUCAAAGUACAGUUUGCUUGAGUUAUACAAAUCAGCCUGUCAUCAAAUGAUUCUAGUUCUAGGACUUUAUAGAUUUAACUGUAAAAUAUUUCCUUUCCUCUGGGUUUGUUUUAAGUGAUUUUAUUUAAGUCAACUAAGGGGAUUUAACAGUGGACUCUAGGUAAUAAACUGCCUCAGUCGGGAUUAGGAAGUCAUUAAUAAAAUAUAUUUAACCCAA